CGGAGAAAACCUACUGACAUUAGGACUCAUCCAUCUUAACCCCCGGUGGGCUCAACCCCUCCAGCUCGUGUUCCCCCGUCGCCAACCCGACGCGCGACGGUUCCGAGUCUCGUCAAACUCGAACGCGUACCAUCGUAGCGAACUCGAAGAAGCCAAGGGCAAGGAUUCGGUACGCUACCCGUGUUCUCGUGGGACUCCUUCCCUUCCCCCUUUUAAACCCUGCAGUCUUCUAUCUGUGUAUCUCUCCAUCGGCAAAAACAAAAGAAAAAAAAAGAAAAAAGAAAAAAAUCAAAAUAACACGGCGAUUCAUUCUUUCCUCUUCGCCGCGGCGUCCAUGCCUCGUUCUUUUCUCCUAGAAAAUUUGGCGUCGGCGCUCCUCCUCGCCAUCCUCCUCUUCUUCUCUCCCUCCGACGCGGUCCGCACCUUCCCCGCCGGCGUCGGGCGGUUUGCGGAGGCGCCCCAGUUCCGGAACGGCGAUGCCUGCCCGGCCUCCCCUUCCCACGGUGGCGCCACCACCUGCGACUCCUCCCACGUUCACAUCGCCAUGACCCUCGAUUCCCACUACCUCCGCGGCUCCGUCGCCGCCGUCUUCUCCAUCCUCAAACACGCCUCAUGCCCCGAAUCUCUCUUCUUCCACUUCGUCGCCUCCGCCGGCCCCUCCUCCUCCGACCUCCACCGCACCGUCCGCUCUGUCUUCCCUUCUCUCCGCUUCAAGAUCUAUCCAUUCCGGGAGAAAUUGGUCCGCGGCCUCAUCUCCGCCUCUGUCCGGGAGGCCCUGGAGAACCCCCUCAACUACGCCCGUAACUACCUCGCCGACCUCCUCGAGCCCUGCGUCGAACGGGUCAUCUACCUCGACUCCGAUGUCAUCGUCGUCGACGACAUCCGCCGCCUCUGGGACACGCGCCUCCCGGAGCCGGCUGCGAUCGCCGCGCCGGAGUACUGCCGCGCGAACUUCAGCCGCUACUUCACGGAGGAGUUCUGGGAGAGCUGGGACGGGCAGAGGGUUUUCUACGGGCGGCGGAGGCCGCCGUGCUACUUUAAUACCGGGGUGAUGGUGAUGGACCUGGCACGGUGGCGGGCCGGGGAGUACCGCCAGAAGAUCGAGCACUGGAUGAAGGUGCAAAGAAUGAGGCGGAUCUACGACCUGGGAUCGCUGCCGCCGUUCCUGCUGGUGUUCGCCGGCGAGGUGGAGGGGGUGGACCAUCGCUGGAACCAGCACGGCCUCGGCGGCGACAACUUGUCCGGGAACUGCCGGCCGCUCCACCCGGGGCCGGUGAGCCUGAUGCACUGGAGCGGCAAGGGCAAGCCCUGGGCCCGCCUCGACGCCGGCAAGCCCUGCCCUCUCGAUCACCUCUGGGCGCCAUACGACCUCUAUCUCCCGCCGCCCUCGUCCUCCACCUCCGCCUCCGACUCCUAAUCCUCCGCCGCCACUGUCGUCGUUUCGUUGUAGAUUAUGCCUAUGGAUAGAUUCUGCUAGUUCUAUUUAUGGGCGAUCCCGUCACCGCCGCCGGCGCUGUAUAGCAGAGAGAGAGCCGCAUUGGAGUAGUCUAUUCGGAUACAUGCAGAGACUGGCAUUAAUCUCGUUCGUUCGGUUCCAUUACGGGAUUUUUUUUCGAUUUGGAUCUCCAUAGGCAUUGCUUGAUAUUUCAUUCAUUUUUUCCCUCCCUUCCUCUGAGGGAUUGAUUCCAGAUUUCUUGUCGAUAGCAAUUUCAGAGUUUCUUAAUUUUCUUUUGUUGAAUUCUUUAGGAAGUACUCUUUUCAUGUUCUGAUGAUUGGAGUAAUGGGUUGGGGGAGGAUGGAAUUUGAUGUUCGCCAACGACCGUUGGCAAAUUAUUUUGUUACAUUUGUACAAUCUUGGUGAUGGAUCGGAGGAGCUGGUGUUUGGAAUAAUAUAUAAUAAUAAUAAUGGAAUAACCGAAUUGCAUUAUUA
This is a messenger RNA of Elaeis guineensis (African oil palm), 1930 nucleotides long. RefSeq names its product probable galacturonosyltransferase-like 9. The record is from RefSeq and is a predicted model, not a curated record. Gene Ontology annotation, cellular component: Golgi apparatus. NCBI's taxonomy places the organism in Eukaryota, Viridiplantae, Streptophyta, Magnoliopsida, Arecales, Arecaceae. Gene Ontology annotation, molecular function: glycosyltransferase activity.